AUGAAUAAUAAGUAUACUAUUCUUAAUAAUGAAAAGAACAAGAAGUUGGUUCCAUCUAGAGUAAAUAAGAAGCAAGAAGUUCAGUUGUACAAUGAUAUUGUUUAUGAAAUUUUAUCUUUUCAUAGUGAUUUUCACUUUUUAAUGAAAACAGGUUUAUUAGUCUCAAAACAAUGGUUUAAUAUUAUUAUGGAAAGAAUAAGAAAUUUUUCAUUUACAUGUUUUAGUUUAAAGAAAACUCAGCAAUCACUACCUCAGCAAUUAUCACAGAAUAUUACUACUUUAAUAGUAAAUAAUAAUAGUCGUUGUAAUGAUAUUGAUAUUAAUAAUUUACAAUUUAUUUGUGAUAAUAUGAAACAAUUAACACUACUUAAAAUAGAUUAUAAUAGAAUUAAUUUAGAAAGUGCCAAAUAUUUAACUCGUUUACAAAAGUUAAAACAUAUUUCUUUAUAUUCUAAUUUGAAAUUUGACGAGAAAGCAUUGGAUUAUAUUAAUCAAUUGAAAGAAUUGCAAUAUUUAGGAGUUUACAAAAACAAUAUUCGUGUUAGUGGUGCUGAAAGUAUAAGUAAAAUGAUUCAAUUAACUAAUCUUAAUAUUAGUUCUAAUUUUAUUGGAUCUGAAGGUGCUUACUAUAUUAGUAAAUUACCACAUUUAACAAUAUUAAAUAUUUGUGAAAAUAACAUUGGUAGUGAUGGAGCUGAACAUAUUAGUGAAUUGAAACAAUUAACAAAUCUUAAUAUUGAAAAUAAUCGAAUUAAAGAUAACGGUGCUAAAUGUAUUGGUAAAUUGUCUCAGUUAAAAAUUCUUAAUAUUGCCAAAAAUAGAAUUACUUUUGGUGCUAUGUAUCUUUUAGCAUUGAAACAGUUAACAAAUCUUGAUAUUAGUAGAAAUGAUUUACAAGCUUUGGGAUCCUUUUUCGUUAGUGAAAUGAAACAAUUAACAAAUCUUGAUAUUAGCUUGAAUAAUAUUGGAACUCAGGGUGCUUUAAAUAUUAAUCAAAUGAAACUAGUAAAUCGUUAUCGUUUUGAUUGA
This is a messenger RNA of Naegleria gruberi, 1029 nucleotides long. RefSeq lists its product as uncharacterized. Lineage: Eukaryota; Heterolobosea; Eutetramitea; Acrasida; Naegleriidae. The coding region runs from base 1 to 1029 and encodes 342 amino acids. The record is from RefSeq and is a predicted model, not a curated record. Gene Ontology annotation, molecular function: protein binding. The transcript has a single exon.